Messenger RNA from Amphibalanus amphitrite, 5521 nucleotides. Its product is annotated as bifunctional glutamate/proline--tRNA ligase-like. The transcript is spliced from 9 exons. Gene Ontology annotation, biological process: prolyl-tRNA aminoacylation; translation; glutamyl-tRNA aminoacylation. The record is from RefSeq and is a predicted model, not a curated record. Gene Ontology annotation, molecular function: glutamate-tRNA ligase activity; proline-tRNA ligase activity; ATP binding. Lineage: Eukaryota; Metazoa; Arthropoda; Thecostraca; Balanomorpha; Balanidae. Bases 68 to 5425 code for a protein of 1785 amino acids. Gene Ontology annotation, cellular component: cytoplasm; aminoacyl-tRNA synthetase multienzyme complex.
GGUGCUAAAUAGAAGUGCACAUCAAUGCACAUGUUCUUUUUGAAGCUAGGUGUUGCCUGUCUCUGACAUGGCCUCUCCACGUGUGCAGCUGAGUCGGCGACAGCCGCCAUUCGGCGUGCUGCUGACCGCCCAGCAUGUGGGCGCGCCCGUGCAGUGGGCGGACCAGACGGCCCUGCGGCUCUCGGCCGAUCUCUGCCUGUCGUCGCCAGCCUCCGUGUGCCGCCAGCUGGCACGUCAGGCCGCCGACGCCGACCGGCUGUACGGCGUCUCGGCACUGGCACGCACCACCGCCGACCACUGGCUGGGGUUCAGCGCGCGCGUCUCGGCAGCCGCCGGCCGGUCGCAGCUCGAGGCCUCGCUGGCCGAGUUCGAUUCGGUGCUGCUGACGCUGUCGUUUCUGGUCGGCGAGUCGGCCAGUGUGGCUGACUAUGCCGUGUGGGGCGCGCUGUACGGCAGCGGCCACUUCCAGGCGGCGCUGGCCGCUGGCACGGUGCCGAAAAAUGUGCUACGCUGGUACCGGCUCAUCGAAGAGCUGCCGGCGGUAAAGGCGGCGCUGGCCGCUCUGCCCGCCGAACUGAAACCUCGAGCUGCCGCUGCACCCGCCGCCUCCGCCGCCGGCGCCACCAAUGCGCGCAAGGAGGAGGGCAAGUUCGUCGACCUGCCGGGAGCUGAGAUGGGCAAGGUGGUGGUGCGGUUCCCGCCGGAAGCGAGCGGCUACCUGCACAUUGGUCAUGCCAAGGCAGCACUGCUCAAUCAGUAUUACCAGAAGGCGUUCAAAGGACAGCUCAUCAUGCGCUUCGACGACACCAAUCCGCAGAAGGAGAAGGCCGACUUCGAGAAGGUGAUCCUGGAGGACCUGAAGCUUCUGGACAUCCACCCGGACCGUUUCACUCACUCGUCGGACCACUUCGACUUGAUGCUGCAGAUGUGCGAGCGGCUGCUGCGCGAGGGUCGCGCCUACGUGGACGACACCGAGCCGGAGCAAAUGAAGGCCGAACGCGAACAGAUGCAGGAGAGCGCUUGCCGUUCCAACUCGGUGGAGAAGAACCUGCAGAUGUGGCAGGAGAUGCUGGCCGGCUCCGAGGCCGGGCAGCGCUGCUGCGUGCGCGCCAAGAUCGACAUGAAGUCGCCCAACGGCUGUAUGCGCGACCCGACCAUCUACCGGUGUAAACCAGAGCCGCACGUGCGCACCGGCACCAAGUACAAGACGUACCCGACGUACGACUUCUGCUGCCCGAUCGUGGACAGCAUAGAGGGCGUGACGCACGCUCUGCGAACCACCGAGUACCACGACCGCGACGACCAGUACUUUUGGUUUAUCGACGCGCUCGGCCUGCGCAAGCCGCACAUCUACGAGUACAGCCGGCUGAACAUGACCAGCACGGUGCUGUCCAAGCGGCGGCUGACCUGGUUCGUGGAUCAGGGCCUGGUGACCGGCUGGGACGACCCGCGUUUCCCCACCGUGCGAGGCAUUCUGCGCCGUGGCAUGACCGUCGAGGGACUGCGCCAGUUCAUCGUAGCGCAGGGCUCGUCCCGUGCAGUGGUCUUCAUGGAGUGGGACAAGAUCUGGGCGUUCAACAAGAAGGUGAUCGACCCGGUGGCGCCGCGACUGACAGCCUUGCCGGCCGAGGGUGCCGUCACGGUUAACGUGAACGGCGCCGUCGUGGAGGUCACGCAGGCUGCACGUCACCCCAAGAACCCGGACAUCGGAACGAAGACGGUGUGGACCGGCCCGCAGCUGCUGAUCGACGCUGCCGACGUGGACAUGCUCGUGGAAGGUCAGAACGCCACCUUCAUCAACUGGGGCAACCUGCGCAUCGACAAGGUGAACCGCUCUGGCGGCACCGUCUCUGUGGAGGCCACCCCGCAGCUGGACAACAAGGACUUCAAGAAGACGCCGAAGCUGACGUGGCUGGCCGCUACAGACAAGGCGCCACUCAUCCCUGCCGUGUGCGUGUACUACGAGCACAUCAUCUCCAAGCCGGUGUUGGGCAAGGACGAGGACUUCAAGCAGUACGUGGCGCAGGACACGCGCUCCGAGCUGGUGAUGCUGGGAGACCCGGAGCUGGCCGGUGUGAAGCAGGGUGACAUCAUUCAGCUGCAGCGGCGCGGCUUCUUCAUCUGUGACUCGCCGUACCGACCUGCCAGCGUGCACUCGGGUCGCGAGAGUCCCUGUGUGCUCAUCUACAUCCCCGACGGACACGACGCCAAACCGGCGACCGGAGGCAAGGCGGCGAAGACGACCGCCACUCCAGCUGCCGGCAAGGGUGCAGCAGCUGCCGCCAAGCCGUCUCCUUCUGCUACCGGGGAUGGCGCUGCCCUUAGUCAGAAGAUCGCUGAACAAGGAGAUAAGGUAAGGCAGCUGAAGUCUUCCAAGGCCGACAAGGCUACCAUCGAUGCUGCCGUGAAGGUAUUACUGUCUCUGAAGGCUGAUUACAAGGCAGCCACCGGCCAGGACUGGAAGCCGGGCGCCGCUCCGGCUCCGGCCGCCGCUCCGGCUGCCGGCCGAGGCAACGCAGCUUCUGCAGCUGAUCUCAACGCACAAAUCACCGCGCAGGGAGACAAAGUGCGACAGAUGAAGUCUGCCAAGGCCGAUAAGGCCGCAGUAGACGCCGAGGUGAAGACGCUGCUCGCCCUCAAAGCCGACUUUAAAAAGGCCACCGGUCAGGACUGGAAGCCGGGCAUGACACUGCCUGCCGCUACCUCCGCUGCUCCCGCUCCUGGUGGUGGGGACGGCGCAGCCCUUAGUCAGAAAGUCGCCGAACAGGGGGACAAAGUCCGUCAGCUGAAAGCCGCCAAAGCUGACAAGGCCACUGUUGAUGCUGCAGUUAAGGUUCUUCUAUCUUUGAAGGCUGAGUACAAGGCAGCCACCGGCCAGGAUUGGAAGCCAGGCGCCGCACCGGCUCCUGCCCCUGCCGCCACCCCCGCUGCUGCCGGCGGGGACGGUGCAGCCCUGAGUCAAAAGGUGGCCGAGCAGGGGGACAAAGUCCGUCAACUUAAGUCUUCCAAGGCCGACAAGGCUACUAUCGAUGCCGCAGUAAAGGUGCUGCUGGCUCUGAAGGCCGACUACAAGGCGGCUACCGGUCAGGACUGGAAACCAGGCGCAACCCCCGCCCCCGCUGCCGCCGCCGCUCCCGCCGCUGCUGCUUCAGCCGACUCUGGUGCCGCCGGAGACAUGAACCAGCGCAUCAUCGACCAGGGCAACAAGGUCCGUGAGCUGAAAGCUGCCAAGGCCGAUAAGGUCUCAGUAGACGCCGAGGUAAAGACGCUCCUCAACUUGAAGGCGGACUUCAAGAAGGCCACUGGUAAGGAUUGGAAGCCAGGCAUGACACUACCUGCCGCCGCUGCCGCUGCUCCCGCUGCCGCUGGCGGAGACGGGGCAGCCCUUAGUCAAAAAGUCGCCGAACAGGGGGACAAAGUCCGUCAACUGAAGUCUUCCAAGGCCGACAAGGCUACAAUCGAUGCUGCCGUGAAGGUACUGCUGGCAUUGAAGGCCGACUACAAGGCGGCUACUGGUCAGGACUGGAAGCCGGGCGCCGCCCCGGCCCCCGCCGCCGCCCCCGCUGCCGCUCCCGCCGCCGCCCCCGCUGCCGCUCCCGCCGCAGGCGCCGCCAAAGGUGCGGAACUGCAGGCGCAGAUUGACGCACAGGGUGCCAAGGUCCGCGAUCUGAAGGCGCGCAAGGCCGACAAGGCUGAGGUGGAUGCCGCCGUGGCUUCGCUGCUCGACCUGAAGAAGGCCUUCAAAGAGCUAACCGGCCAGGAACCGGCGGCCAGCGGCGGCGGAGGAGGACGCACGCCCAAGAAGCCCGCCGCCGACAAGAAGCCAGCUGAAAAGAAGCCUGCUGAGAAGAAGCCUGCCGAGAAGAAGUCUGCCGAGAAGCCGGCUGCUGGCGAUGACGCGGGUCCGAAGAAGCAGACGCGUCUCUGCAUUGAGGCGAAGAAGGAGGAGGCGCUAUCUGACUGGUACUCCCAGGUGAUCACCAAGUCGGAGAUGAUUGAGUAUUACGACGUGAGUGGCUGCUAUAUCCUCCGCCCGUGGUCCUACUCCAUCUGGGAGAACAUCAAGGACUUCUUCGACGCCGAGAUCAAGAAGCUGGGAGUGGAGAACUGCUACUUCCCCAUCUUCGUCUCACACGCCGCCCUAGAGAAGGAGAAGACGCACAUCGCCGACUUUGCUCCCGAGGUGGCCUGGGUGACCAAGUCCGGUGACUCGGAGCUGGCUGAGCCGAUCGCCAUUCGGCCCACCAGUGAGACGGUCAUGUACCCGGCGUACGCGCGCUGGAUCCAGUCGCACCGCGAUCUGCCGCUCCGGCUGAACCAGUGGUGCAACGUGGUGCGCUGGGAAUUCAAGCACCCUCAGCCGUUCCUGCGCACCCGCGAGUUUCUGUGGCAGGAGGGUCACACGGUGUUCGCCAGCAAACCGGAGGCCGAUGAAGAAGUGCUGGCCAUCCUCGACCUGUAUCGGCGCAUCUACGAGGAGCUCCUGGCCAUCCCGGUCAUCCCCGGACGGAAAACCGAGAAAGAGAAAUUCGCCGGCGGCGACUACACCACCACAGUAGAAGCAUACGUGGGCGCCAGCGGCCGAGCCAUCCAGGGCGCCACGUCUCACCACCUCGGGCAGAACUUCAGCAAGAUGUUCGAAAUUGUGUUCGAAGACCCUGAGACGCAGGAGAAGCAGUACGUGUGGCAGAACUCGUGGGGAGUCACCACCCGCACCCUUGGUGUCAUGGUGAUGGUACACGGCGAUAACCAGGGCCUGGUGCUGCCGCCACGCGUCGCCGGCAUUCAGGUGGUGAUCGUGCCGUGCGGCAUCACUGCCAGCAUGAAGGACGCCGACCGAGACGCUCUGCUCGACUCGUGUCGGCGCUACGAGUCCGAGCUGCGCGCCGCCGGCCUGCGCACGCGCGCCGAUCUCCGGCUCAAUGUGUCUCCCGGCUGGAAGUUCAACCACUGGGAGCUGCGCGGCGUGCCGCUGCGCCUGGAGCUGGGGCCGCGCGACCUGCGCCAGGACCAGUACGUGCUGGUGCGCCGCGACACCGGCCACAAGGCGACGUUCGCGCGCGCCGCUGCCGCCACCGACGUGCCCCGCCUCCUGGAGGAGAUCCAGGCGAACAUGUUCGCGCGCGCCAAGGCGCGGCAAGACGAGCACGUCGUAGUGUGUCACGACUUUGACGAGUUCUGUCGCCGCCUGGACAGCAAGUGUCUGAUUCAGGCGCCCUACUGCGGAGCUAUUGCCUGCGAGGAACGCAUCAAGAAGGAGUCGGCGAGGGAGGAGGCGGCGGAACCCGGCGCGCCAGCCAUGGGCGCCAAAGGACUGUGCAUCCCAUUCCAGCAGCCUGCCGAGCUGGCAACCGACGCGCGCUGCAUCUGUCCCAAUUGUGACGAGAAGCCAAAGUUUUACACCCUGUUCGGCCGGAGUUACUGAGAGCACGGCCGGCGGCUGGUCGGCUGUGUGACCUGGCGACGCUCGGUGGGGGUUUAGGUGACGGCCACCGGCGAACUGAAUACAGCCUGACCCGCC